Molecule: messenger RNA, 1870 nt
Organism: Arachis ipaensis
Lineage: Eukaryota; Viridiplantae; Streptophyta; Magnoliopsida; Fabales; Fabaceae
Source: RefSeq, a predicted model, not a curated record
GUAAGAACAAAGAAGAGUCACAGUAUUUCAGACUUGAUCAGUUGUUAUAUUCCGCCACAUCAAAACGGUGGCGUUUUCACCCCCGCCCCUCGGGCAACAAGGUCUUCGCGUCAAUCAAUUAAAUCGUUAGCCGUUAGGUCGUCCUCGUUACCAAAAUCAUGCCACCGCCGCCACCAGCACCAGAUCUUCCUGGGUUUUACUAUGACCCUGAGAAGAAUAGGUAUUUCCCCAUCAAAGGUCCCAUACCAGGCUCUUCUCGUUCUUCCUUUUCUUCUUCCUCUUCAUCUUCAAAGCAUGCUACUCACAAAGCAUCCCAAACAUCUUCAACUCAGGAAAAGAGUAGGAGUUGUUGCAGGAAACUUAGAAGCAGAACCUCCAAGUUGAUUCAGGCUAGGGAGAUAGAUGGUCAUCGUGUCAUUGCUUCCCACAAUUACAAGUGUAACUUCACUGAGGAGUUUAGGAAAAUACAAGCAUCACAGCCUUCGGUAUGGAAGUAUAAGGGAACAGAUAAGAUUGGUAUUAGUGCUUUGAAACAGGUGCAUGUCCGUGUGCAGACAUUUGAGGGUGAAUGUGAUAGUGAUAUUAUAUUGACAGGCAGCACCAAUGGCUCAUUCAGUCUUUGUGAAGUUGGAAGGGAUGGGGGAUAUUUUGAUGGUGAGGUUAAGUGGACGCCCGAUUGUGUGAAGAGUUAUGCUAAAGGGAAAACUGAUGAGAAUAAUGUGGUGCCUGGUCCAGUUUCAAGACCUACUGGAGGGUCCGUGGUUAUGUCAUCUGGUAUAUCUUGCAUAAGAUCAGGCCCAGAGUGCUCUUCUCAUGCUGCAAAUGGCGGUCCUAUUGUUGGACAUGCAUUGUUUACAACUUUGGGUUCAGAGACAUCUGGUGGGUCAAUUUAUUCUCUUGGCCUUGUGGAAUCAUUAGAUCUUGGGUCAGGUAUACUGAACACAUGGAGCAGACUGGAUGAAGUUGCUUCUUUCAAGUGUACCAUUUGGACAGCAGAAUAUGAUUAUAGUAGACAUCGGGCUAUAAUUGGUACCAACAUGGGAGCUGCAUUGGUGGAUUUGGCAACUGGGAGGAGAUCAUGGUUUUUACGAUGUAAAAGUGAUAUCUUUGCACAGCAGAUUGUUAAUUCACUCAGUGGAGAUAUAGACCCUUCUCUUACCAUUAGAAUGCCUUCAUCUAUAUCCAGUUUGGUAUCACUUCAGUAUGAUGAUCAGUACUUCUUGGCAAGCUCCAUGGACGGAACGAUGAGGCUCUAUGAUCUUCGCCUGCUUCAGAGAGGUUCUGUUCAAUCUUAUGAAGGGCAUGUGAAUUCCCAUUCGCGUAUACAACUUGGUGUUGACCCAGCUGAGAGAUUUGUUAUGUCAGGUGGAGAGGAUCGCAACCUACGGUCAUGGAGUAUCAAAACUGGCAAACUUCUUUUUGAGGAGAAAUUCUGUGAUUCAGUUCUCUCCAGUGUUUGCUAUCAAUCAUGUAAAGGGUUUAAAGAUGAGGAUGAAAAGAACCAACACAAGCAUGAAUCUUGUAUGGGUGCAUGGCUUGGAUCACAUGAUGAAGGACUAUUUUAUAUGCGCUGGUUAUGUGUGUGAAGCUCCUACACUGCUACUAGUAUUAUGAUAUAUAUAUACACCAAAUUUUGAUAUGAUAGUUUAUGUAAUAUGCUUAAAUGAAAGCCCUAUGCAAAUGUAAAUUAGGUCCUUCUGAUUUCUGAACUACCAGGGUUGUAGAUAACUAGAUAUAUCUUAGGGAUAGGCUUUUAUUUUAAGAUUUGAUUUCUUGAUUUAUCUGGAUUAUGAUUUCAGUGUUUGGUCAAUGGUAUGAAGAAAGUAGAUGUUUAGUUAUUAUUGAAUUUAUGAUUUUUAUUGUGGAUGAA